Messenger RNA from Prosopis cineraria, 2923 nucleotides. RefSeq lists its product as uncharacterized. The transcript is spliced from 9 exons. The coding region runs from base 914 to 2584 and encodes 556 amino acids. NCBI's taxonomy places the organism in Eukaryota, Viridiplantae, Streptophyta, Magnoliopsida, Fabales, Fabaceae. The record is from RefSeq and is a predicted model, not a curated record.
CACCUAUCUAAUAUCCACCUAUCUCUCUCUUUCCUCACUCCUCUCCCUGUUGGGAAGCCUUCACUCUACUCAUCCCCCUUGAAAAAACUUUUUGAAACUUUCUCUUUUUCACGGGCAAUCGCUGAACUAGAGAGAGCCAAUGUUUCUGGUUUCUACCCUCAUCCAAAGGAAAGAUUCUCCGCAUUGCCCUUUAGGAAUCCCUUAAAGUUUCUUUCCCAUUCUAUCUGAAGACGACCCAUUUCGACUGGCGGUGCUUGAAGUUUCGCGCUUCUCUCUCUCUGCCAUUUGAUAUUUAGGGUUUCCAUGGCUCCUGGCUUGUCUUCAAGUUCUUUCCUUUUAUGGCCCCCCUUUUCCAGUGCUGGGUUUGUUGGAACUGAUUGAGUGAGGGGUCAUGUUUCUUUGGUUACUGCUGGCCUGAGAUUUUGUUUCUUUGGUUUAUAAAAGAGGGAUACAUUGUUGUCAAAAAGGGGGAUUAUUUAUUGCCUUGUGUUUAGCACUUUUGUGACAGUAGCUGCUUUUUGGAAGCUUAUUGGCGAAGCAAUUUGCCUUUGAAUGAACGUGAUUGUAUUUAGUUCUCUCGUGGACUGAAUACUAGUCUGUUUUGAUCCCAUUUCUUUAUGCAUUUGGAGCUCUUCUUCUGGAGAAUCCCGUGAUUGGCUACAAGUGCUGGUUAAUUUAUUAAUUUAUUUUGUAUUUUUCCCCAGUGCAGAACUUGGGCAGAUCAAGGUUCCCUCCAAUUUUAAUUUUAUUUUCUUUUAUGGGUAGCAUUGGUGAUUUAGCGUCACAAUGGCUGAGAUAUAUGUGUUGUCGGAUUCAUGGUGAUCGGUAUCCAUAACAUCUCUUUGAGACGAGGUUUAACUACCAGUCAUAGACAGUGCCUUCUAGUUUCUGGGUCUAUGAGAAGGUUUUGGUGAUGGAGGAUAUAGGGUUGUUCAAACAAGGUUGGCAAUGGCUUCGAUCGCAGAAGGAUGCUUACUGGCGCGCCCGAACUGCAGUGAGUUGUUAUAGGGACAAAACUGCCAUGUUCAUCGAGCAACAUUGGCCGUUAGUAUGCAGUGCAUGCUUCAGAUUGGGGAGUAUUCUUCGCCUAUCGUUGCUUUAUUGGAAAGACUGUUUUGUAAGGGGUUUUCAGUCGUUCCUCAAGUUGGGUCCAGCCAUUCUUCUCCUCAUAAUGUGGUGUUGUCUUCUUAGUUUGACCUCGAUGCAUUGCUUGAUUUAUGUACUUAUUAGCAUGGGUGUUGCUGGAGCUGCUGUCCAGUAUUUGGGUUAUACUCCUGGAGUCUUCAUUGUAGGGCUUUUUGCUAUCCUUAUCUUGUGGAUGUAUGCUAACUUCUGGAUAACGGGAUCAUUGCUUAUUGUUGGAGGUUAUUUAUUCUCCCUAAAUCAUGCACGCUUGGUGGUACUAAUGGCAACUGUGUAUGCUUUAUAUUGUGUCAAAGUUCGAGUGGGAUGGCUCGGUGUUUUUCUCUGUGUAAACCUUGCAUUCUUGUCCAAUGACAUUUUGAAUUUCCUGCUUCAAUGGUUUGAUAAUGUGAGUGAAAGCAGCUCACAUUCUGAGGAUCAGAAACAAUCAGAAACAGUUCUGGGAGAUGACUUUACUGAAGAAUGUGAAUAUUCUAUUCCUACUGCUGAAUCUGAAAAUUCGCAUUCUUGUAAAUCAUCCAGCAAACCGGCUGUUACCACUUCAGUUGUUGAAAAUCAGAAAGCGUUUCCUGCUAGCAAAGUGGUGAAAGUACAAGCAGAUUCUGUUGAUGAAAUGAGAAGAAUAUUGAAUAGUCUGGAUCAUUAUGACGCGCUUGGAUUUCCCCGUCACAAGAAAGUUGAUGCAGCAAUUUUGAAAAAGGAAUACCGGAAAAAGGCAAUGCUUGUUCAUCCUGAUAAGAAUAUGGGCAGUCCACUGGCAAGUGAGUCAUUUAAGAAGCUUCAAUGCGCAUAUGAGGUUCUUUCUGAUACCGCAAGGAAGAGAGACUAUGAUGAACAAUUGAGGAAAGAGGAAUUCAGGGCUAAAAGUGUCUGCCAGAAAUCCUAUGGUGCUUCACGUCAGGACAAUUCUGAUUAUCGCUCUGAAGAAUCCAGGCAUAUACAGUGCACCAAGUGUGGCAAUUCACAUAUAUGGGUAUGCACUAAUAGAAUUAAGUCGAAGGCAAGAUGGUGUCAGGACUGCCGUCAGUAUCAUCAAGCCAAGGACGGAGAUGGAUGGGUUGAGUACAAAGGUUCUCUGGCUUUUGAGAGGGCUCAAAAGAUGGAGAUUCCACGUGCUUUUGUUUGUGCUGAGAGCAAGAUCUUUGAUGUGUCAGAAUGGGCCAUUUGUCAGGGAAUGGCUUGUAGGCCGAAUACCCAUCGACCGAGCUUCCAUGUGAACAUGGUUGGCCUGGAGAAAAGCCCGCGAUGUAACUCCAGCCGAUAUCCGUGGGAUUUGGAUGCUGAAAUGAUGCUUGACGAAGAUGAAGAGUUUGAGCUGUGGUUUCAGCAGGCUCUUGCCUCUGGCCUCUUCUGUGAGACCUCCAAACGCCGGAAGAGCUGGAGUCCAUUCAAAUUGCAUCAGAAGAAAGCGAAGAAGCAGUGGCGAAGAACAUCAUGCUGAAAUCCCUUGAUGCGAUAAUUGUUUAGUUUAUUGGCCAUCUCCUGGGGAAUGAUGAAGCAAACAUCUUGUGGAAUCAAGAGAUGGGUUUCAUGAUGAUGACGAGCUUGCAAAUUUAAUCAACGUUGCUGAGAGGGGUGGUAAGGUUAAAUGCUUCAUAGUUGAGACCAGAAGAUCUAACCAUUUCCCAAAUCCCUGUAAUGCAAGGCAUUCAAAUACGGAAAGCCUCUUUGCGUCCUUAGGUUCAGAAUACCAAAAAUCAUAAGCUAGUUUUGUGGGGACUACUUUGGUCCUUUGUAUAUUACUUGCUAAGUUGCUAAUAAAAAUUUCUCACUUGCCUUC